Molecule: messenger RNA, 3042 nt
Organism: Didymodactylos carnosus
Lineage: Eukaryota; Metazoa; Rotifera; Eurotatoria; Philodinida; Philodinidae
Source: the annotation of a GenBank genome assembly
AUGAGCAUUGUGUAUUCCGAGCCAUCUACACUGCUUCAUAGUUUAAACACAGAGUUGCCAGAGGCCGGUGGAGGGCGCCUGGAAAAUGUUCCGUCUACUGUAGAACUAAGAGUUGCAUAUCAACAUCUACCUAAUUGUCCAGAUGGUUUUAAGUGUAAAUAUCGGAGAAGAGAUCCUGAUCAUUUAAAACCCUUUCGUCAUUGCAAAUCUAUUUGUCUCUAUGAUAAUUGUUGUGUUAAUUUUCAUGAUAAAGAACAUUUUGAUAAUACAAUACAUUCAUUUCGUCCACCAUGUCCAUUAACACCAUACAAUUGUUCAAAGUAUAUUGAAUUUGUUCAGACGAACAAUGCAAAAGAAAUUUCUUCAGAAGUAGAAGAUCAUUGUCUUGAAUAUUCGCAUGUUUGUCCUUAUGGUCGUCGUUGCAGAACUACCGAAGGAAACCAUUUGGAAAUAUCAAUUCAUAUUGCUCGUCAGCUGUGUCCCGAUGGUAGUAGAUGUUCAAAACUUACUCAAGAGGAUCAUUUAGAAUCCUAUACUCAUUCUGAUAUACGAGAUAUUCGUCUAUUAUGCAAAAUACCAGGUUUCAAGUGUUUGAAUAGAUUUAAUGAUCAGCAUUUCAAAAAAUAUCGACAUAAUAAAAAUUAUGAUCAUUUUAGUGUAGCUCCGUCUAGUAAUCUUAAUGCAUCUAUCAAUUUCGCUCGUAAUCAAAGUCAAUUGAUCAAAAACGUAAACAACUACAUUGACAAAUCGAAUUGGGAUAAAGCAGAGAUUUCUCCAGAAAUACUUAAUUGGAUACGAGCAUUGCAACCUGUACAUCGAUGUGGAAAAGAGGUUUUUGAAUCGAUUCUUGUUCUAGGACAUGUUAUGAGUCGUCAUUUUAUGAAUUUAUUAAGAAAACCAGAAAGUGUAGUCAGAGCGGUGCAACAACAUAGUCGAGUACGUUUGAUAUUUCUUCAUCAUAAUACUCCGACCGUCAAAGAUAAUGUACGUAAACUCAUUGAAAUAUUGGUUGAAGCUGAAUUUACAAAAGCAAAAUCAGAUGGAAAAACCCCAUCAGAUUCGAAUCAUGAUUAUAGAAUUCAAACGAUCGAGCAAAAACUACAACCACCUCUUAAUAAUAGAGAGAUUCAAGUUAUUCAUGAAUGGGCAGUUAAAAUUGCUCAAGCAUCGAUUAAAUUGAAUGCUGAUCCUAAGGGAAUCGGAUAUGUGGUUGAUGGAAAAUUAGGAACACAUCAACAUGUGUUUAGUAUACUGGGACCACACCUUGGUCACUAUUAUGGCGAUAUUGUCAUUACUUUUAAGCAAGAAAUCAUGUUUCAUCCUGAUGCCAAUUUUUCCAUCCAAGCUGGAACUAGUUUUCCCAGCAAAAGCACUUAUAUACUUCGUCCAUGGAUGAAAGAUCCAGGAACUGAGGAGAAACGUAUAGAACAUUUUCAUAACUCAAAAUUACAUUGUUCUGUUCAUCAUUAUGAAUAUGCAGCGGCAUCAGAAUUAGUUGCUCUAACAGGCUUAGAUCAGCAAUCAAUGAAUGUCGAUCUUGAAGCUAUUCUUCAACGAUGGAUAAGUGUGGAUUCCCAUCAAACAUUCGAAGGCCAUUUACCACAACUCAUUCCAUUAGAUUAUAUUGAUCGUGUUUACAUAUCAAAGAAUGUCUUUGAGUCCCUUUCACCCGAAGCUCAACAAUCAGCUAAAGGAGCUUUUAAAGAUUCACUUAUGAUUAGUAUCUAUGAAAGUGAUGAGACCAAAUCAGGCACCACGUUGAAAGAUAUUCUUGGCUACACUUAUCCAAAAUAUGUGUUUGAACAACUCUGUGAAGCCAUCAAAGAUCGAAUGAACAAACAAAAUAUCUCUCGAGGUAUAGUCAUUACAGUUGCUGCUUCCGAAUUUGGAGAACAUAUUAUUUUACCAAUCACCAUUUCGCAGGCAUAUGCUUUAUAUUAUCUUGACAAACCUCAAUCAAAAGAUGGUCACGAAUUCUCUUAUAUUUAUUGGCAAGCAAUGUAUGGUGAUAUGAUGUUAACAGUGUCCAAUGAAAAGAUUGAGUCAGGCGAAGAAAACUUCAAUCUCCAAUGUCUUAUUUGUUAUAUUGCGGUAAAACCAUCAACAGUUACUGAAAACUAUUAUGAAGGAUAUUCAUAUUUGAAUGAUGGCUUACCAUAUCAACAUGGUAAUAACGUCGCUGCAGUUCAAUUCAAAGCGAAAUCAAAUACAUUCUAUCGAGGGUGUAAUACUGAGGAUUACUUUACCUUUUGUCUGAAAAUUGGACAUAGAACUGGUCAAGUAACACUUUCCCAUGCUGGAUCAAAUGGUAUUUAUAAUCAUGAAAAGAUUCAAUAUCAAUUUAAUAAAGCUGAUUUAGACCUAUCCAAAUUAGAUUUUAUUCAUCUUAGUGCUGGAGCACAAGAUGUUCCUGUACGAAAUUUAACAAUUAAUUUUGAACCAAUACCUGAAUUACAUCCAUCCAUCGACACGGAAUUCAAAAAAGAUACAUAUCGUCUUAUUGAAAAAAAUCUUGCUCCAUCUUUUUAUGCCAAUCCUACGCUUUCUACGACUAACAGAUCAACAAGAGCGCGAAUUAAUAUAUCAUCAAACAUAGACGCCCCGGUUGUAUUGAGUCGGAUAAGAGACAUAUUAUGUUGUCGCCGUACGAAUGUAGUCGAACCAAUAUCAUUAGAUGAUGUUCCUCCAGCGUUGAAGCCUUGUGACGAUUCAGUAUAUUGUUUACAACAAAACUCGUCCAAGCAUACUAAUCAAUAUUCCCAUCCUUGUGGUUUUUCUGAAUUAUGUACAAGAAAAGCCAAGGAACCGCAUCUUACACAUGAACGUCAUAAUGCUCUUAAAUGUGCACAAGAUAAAAAUUGUUUGGAAAAACAUGAUCCUGUUCAUCGUGCAACUUAUCGUCACACAAACCUACCUGAUUAUCUUAUUCCAUGUCGUAAACAAACUAAUUGCUUAGAUAAAUCACCAAAACAUCGAAUAAAAUAUUUUCAUGGUGAAACCUUACCUUUAAUCAGACGUAAAUUGGGUAAAAUCACACGAUAA